UGUUCUUGUUGUUCAUUUCCUCUCUCUCUCUCUCUCUCUCUCUCUCCAAAAUUCAAGAGAGAGAAAGAAAAACCGUGUGGGAUCAAAGUGGUGAUCUUGAUCAAUCCCUCAGCCUCGUUUCUUUGACCUUUAAGCAAUUCACUUUCCAAAUUCUUCCUUUCCCAUUUCUCUUUCUGCAGAUUUUUCUUCAGUUUCAGACUCCUUUUUCCCAUUUUUUUCUGUUCCUCUCUCAUUGGAACAAAACAACAUUAAAAAAACCAAAUUGUGGGUUUGUUUUUUGCACACAUGGUGAUUGAUGAAUUGCCUUGUUUUAUUUAAUUUUUUUCACCCUUUUUCUUUCCACAAUCGGCAAUCACCAUUCUGUGGAUCAUUGAUCAUUGAUCAUUCCAUGGUUCUCAAUUUUGCUGUAAGUCUUUAAUGGCACACCAAAAUUGAAACCUCAAAGUUUGAGUUUUUGUUUUAAAAAAUUAUUCUUUUAUGGUCAAAAUUUAUUAUUUUUGUGUUUUGUGAUCAUGGGUUGUGCUAGUUCCAAGCAAAAGAAACGUUGCCGCCAUUGCAAUGCUCCAUAUUCUCCUGUUUCCAGAAGCUACUCAAUGCAUGUUCAUCAUCCUCCACAAGCUGAAGGUGAUAACUACCAUGUUGUGGCACUCAAAUCCACCACCCUAGACAGCAUGAAGCUCAAUCCCCCUGCUCCAAAGCCUUCAUCUAAAGAAAUGCUUACAAACAGUGAGAGUUUCAGGUUUGAUCAUGGAACAAGCUUCAUCCCAGAGAAAGAGAAGGAGGCGAUUAAGAAGAAGGAAGAGUUUUCAAUGGAGUUGGUUGAAGCCAAGACUUGGUCCAACAUGAUUGAGCAAAAGUUGACAAAAGUUGUUCCUAAAACACCAACAAGAACACCACCUGGUGAACCUGAAACAAUCAACACAUGGGAAUUGAUGGCAGGGCUUGAAGACACAAGCCCUUACAGAUCACCAAAUCACUUCAAGAGCUUCUCUUUUGAUAUCAAGGGUGAUGAUGAUGAUAAUGAUGUUGAUGAUGAUGAUGAUGAUGAUGUCCAAGCAGAACUUAGAACUCCAGUAUCAAAAGCCCUUGUUGAUGAUCCACCAAGGUCAUUGUGGAUUAGAAUGAGUGGAGAAGAAGCAAGACUCAACCCUGCAAUCUCAGAGUUUGAUCCUGAAGUCAUUGCAUCUUUUAGAAAAUCAUUGAUGCAGCUAUCACCUGAAAGCCCUUUUCACCUUAGGCCAUCAACAUUGUGUGAUGAAGAGAAACAAGUAUCCAAUAAGAAGAGCAAAGGCAGAGGAGGAGGGGGUGACGAUGAUCGAGUAGUUUCGAAUUCGAAGGAUGUUGAUCUUGUUGUUCAUCCUUCUUCUUGUGGGAAGGAAAAAGUUGUGUUGUACUUCACAAGCCUUCGUGGGGUGAGGAAGACUUAUGAGGAUUGUUGCCAGGUGAGGAUGAUCCUCAAAGGGAUGCAUUUGAGGAUGGAUGAGAGGGAUGUUUCGAUGCAUUCAGGGUUCAAGGAGGAGCUGAAAGAACUUCUUGGUGAUGCAUAUAGUGGUGGAGGGUUGCCAAAGGUGUUUGUUGGCAGGAACUACAUUGGUGGAGCUGAAGAGAUUCAGAGAUUGCAUGAAGAUGGGAAGCUUGAGAAGAAAUUGGAAUGUUGUGAGAGGAUUGAAGAGAAAGUUUGUGAGGUAUGUGGUGAUGUUAGAUUUGUUCCUUGUGAAACAUGUUCUGGAAGCUGUAAAAUCUACUAUGAAGGUUAUCAUGAAGAAGAAGAGCAACGAGAUUGUGAUUGUGAUGAUGGUGGAUUCCAACGUUGCCCUGAUUGCAAUGAAAAUGGACUAAUUCGUUGCCCCAAUUGCUGCUAUUAGUUUCAUAUACUUCCAGGUGAUACUUACAUAAAGACCUUUUCUUUUUUUGAGUUUUUAGUCCUUUAUUUUCUCUGUGAGAUUUUGUUGUAUAGUGAACUUUUUUUAGCAUGCUUGAUACUAUUAGUGAAGAUCAUGGAAUUGUGCAAUAGAAAGAGUGAAAUAUUGUGUUCUAAUUUGUCUCUUUUUGCACAACCACUGCAGCUUGUUGCAUAGUGUACACUUUUUUAAUUUUCCAUUCCACCCAUAAAAAAAAAUCCAAUAAAAAUAAAAAUACAAAGAAAGAAAGAAAGAAAGAAUUCUGGGUUGUAUUGUAUGAAAUUUCCUUUUCAUGUAAAGUGAAUUACUAAUUUAGUUAGUAUAUGUGCAUUCUUUUACUUCAAGAUGAAUUCUCCUUUUAACAAUUUCAAAGAUGUAAUGUUGAGUCACCACAUCAAUACAUUAGAGGUCUUGAAUGAGGAAUGAUUUCUGGACUUAUGAGCUCAAUUCAAUUACCAUGAUUUUCAUUGUGCUACCAAAUUUAUCAUUCACAGUAUCAUUUGUAGGUAGCACAUUUUUUGCAGCCUCCUAUAUUGGAUCACAGUUUCUCACUUU
Messenger RNA from Arachis stenosperma, 2456 nucleotides. RefSeq lists its product as uncharacterized. The record is from RefSeq and is a predicted model, not a curated record. NCBI's taxonomy places the organism in Eukaryota, Viridiplantae, Streptophyta, Magnoliopsida, Fabales, Fabaceae. The transcript has a single exon. The coding region runs from base 513 to 1865 and encodes 450 amino acids.